This is a messenger RNA of Enterobius vermicularis (human pinworm), 183 nucleotides long. The record is from the annotation of a GenBank genome assembly. NCBI's taxonomy places the organism in Eukaryota, Metazoa, Nematoda, Chromadorea, Rhabditida, Oxyuridae.
AUGUGGGAAGCUAUUAUUUUUGGCCCACAAGAUACACCCUUUGAAGAUGGGACUUUUAAAUUGACUUUGGAAUUUACUGAAGAAUACCCAAACAAACCGCCAACAGUAAAGUUUGUUUCAAAGAUGUUUCAUCCAAAUGUUUAUGCCGAUGGAAGCAUAUGCCUUGAUAUAUUACAGGUUUGA